AUGAACGACGACAUCAAGAAGGGUGGCGGCGACCACUAUGACGCCGAGAAGUCGCCGAUUGAGACUUUCCAGAGUCAACAUCCUCCUAUGGACCCGGAGCGUCGCAAGGUUGUCGAGAAGUCGAUGAAGCGGAAACUCGACGCAAGAUGUUCGCUGUUCAUCUUGAUCUAUAUCAUGAAUUACCUCGAUCGCAACAACAUGGCAGCCGCCAGGCUGAAGGGACUGCAAGAGGAUCUGAAGCUUAGCGAUACACAAUACGCCACAUGCUUGAGUAUUCUCUAUGUGGGAUACAUUCUGAUGCAGGUACGAUUUUUGAACUGUUCGAACGUUUUACAGCGAUCUAACUUGUUACUANNGGUUCCUUCGAACAUCAUCAUCAACCGUAUCACCAAGCCGAGUUGGUAUAUUGGCGCAGCCAUGCUUCUUUGGGGGUUGAUCUCAACACUAUCCGGAGUCGCUCAAAGCUUCGGUGGCAUGGUUGCCAUUCGAUUCUGCCUAGGAUUCGUUGAGGCGGCUUUCCUGCCCGGUGCCCUCCUCAUCCUCUCGAAAUGGUACACUCGCAGCGAGUUGACCAAGCGAAACGCCCUUCUUUUCUGCGGAAACCUCAUUUCGAACGCUUUCUCCGCACUCGUCGGUGCCGGUGUCUUGUCGAACAUGCAAGGCGUUCUAGGUCAUGCAGCAUGGCGCUGGCUGUUCUGGAUUGAAGGAGGAGUCACCAUGGGUGUUGCCAUCGCCGCUGCUCUUGUAUUGCCGGAUCUGCCCCACAACUCGAAAGGCUUCACCGAGGAAGAGUUGCAGGUCGCCCAGCUUCGCAUGAUCGAGGAUGUUGGUGAAGUCGACGAGGACAGCUCCGAAGAUGGUGUGUUCGAUGGUCUCUUCAUGGCCCUCAAGGACCCCAAGAUCUACGUCCUCAUGUUCACUCUUACCGCCUACGUCGUUGGUCUCAGUUUCAACGCCUUCUUCCCCUCGCUCACAAAGACUCUUGGAUUCGGCUACGUUCCUACUCUGCUCAUGAGUGCUCCCCCAUGGGCAUUUGCCUGUAUUGUUUCUCUGAUCAACGCCUGGCAUGCCGAUCGAACUCAAGAGAAGUUCUGGCACAUUGUUGGACCCAUCUGUCUUGGACUCAUCGGCUUCAUCAUCAACAUGUCUACGUUGAAUACCGCAGGCCGUUAUGUCGCUCUGUUCCUGCAGGCAAGUUCCUAUGCAGGUUUCAUCGUCUUCUACUCGUGGAUCUCGUCGAGUUUCCCACGCCCACCUGCCAAGCGAGCCGUCGCAAUCGCUCUGGUCAAUGCAUUCAGUCAGCUUGGAAACAUCGCCGGCUCAUACGUGUGGGACCUCAAGGCAAACGGAUACCGUAAAUCGUAUGGUAUUGUGACAGCAAUGUUUGGUGUAACGAUUGCCGGCUGCGUCGUCAUGAAGAUGAUUCUGGUCAAGCUGAACAAGCAGCUCGAAGCCGGAGAAGCUGCUGCUUGGGCCACCAAACCUGAUGUCGCUGAGCACACUGCUGAAAAAGAGUACUUGGACAGUCCUGACGAAGCUCUGCGCAUGAAACAAGGAUUCAGAUAUCUGGUUUAA
Molecule: messenger RNA, 1575 nt
Organism: Aureobasidium uvarum
Lineage: Eukaryota; Fungi; Ascomycota; Dothideomycetes; Dothideales; Saccotheciaceae
Source: the annotation of a GenBank genome assembly